UGCGAUGAUUGAAGAAACAGUUCAACGCAUUUCAGAAUUGCCACCAAUAAACUGAUGCCACAGUAGAAGCCAUCGGUAGAUUGUGGUUUCUUGUAAAGAAAAUCAGAAAAUUCCAUGUCAGCACGACACACAACGUUUUCGUAGAGGCCUCCUCAUUAGCGGCCUUGCCGUUGAUUGAGCCCUAAAGGAUUAAAAAAGAAAAUGUGUGUAUCUGAAAGACGAGAAAAACAUAGUGUACAAUAUAGGGACAUCAAAAAUAAAGAUAGAAAGAGAAAAAGAGUAAAUCAGUGGAAGAAUGGCAAUUGUCAAUAAAAUAUUUUGCCAAGAUACAAAUAUGUAUCUGGCUUACCUUACUUUUGUUAUUAUUUCAUUUCUUAGGUGCUGUCACGAGAAUAACUCAAGCAAGUGAUCCUAUUUUUGGUAUAUGUAGUACGUCUGUUGGUGGUGAUAGUCAACCAGCAUCAUAUGGUUAUGGUCAAUGUAAUUAUCCACCAGCAAGUACUAAUGUAAGUGACCCAAGUAUACCUACCGAUGAUGAAAGUCCAAUGCAAAUUCUCGAUUCAAAUUUCACUACACAAUACCAUAAUUAUGGAAACAAUCUUGAAACAGCAUCGAGUCCAAAUCAAGGUGACACCACUGGCUUUUAUAUUAUACCAUCUCAAACUAGCACUGUUUUGAGAGCAAUACAGUUUGGUACGGCACGUGAUUUCCCAGAAGGAGACCCAUUAAGUAUAACACUUGAGGGCUCGAAUUCAACUAACACAACAGAACUGAUACUUGGUAGAUAUUGGACGCUAAUGUAUUCGGGUGUCACGGGUCUAACGACAGAUCCGGGACGUUCAGUCUAUGGCGAUUUAAUAACUCUAUCAAAUAGUACUGUGCCGUAUAAUAGUUACAGAGUAUUAAUAACCGCACAGAGAGGAGUAUCGAAUGGAGUUCAAUAUAGUGAAGUUGCUCUUUAUCGGUAA
Didymodactylos carnosus is the source of this 968-nucleotide messenger RNA. NCBI's taxonomy places the organism in Eukaryota, Metazoa, Rotifera, Eurotatoria, Philodinida, Philodinidae. The record is from the annotation of a GenBank genome assembly.